This is a messenger RNA of Penicillium nucicola, 1533 nucleotides long. RefSeq lists its product as uncharacterized. NCBI's taxonomy places the organism in Eukaryota, Fungi, Ascomycota, Eurotiomycetes, Eurotiales, Aspergillaceae. The transcript is spliced from 2 exons. The record is from RefSeq and is a predicted model, not a curated record. The coding region runs from base 1 to 1533 and encodes 510 amino acids.
AUGAUCGAUGAAAACUUGCCCGCGUUCUUCGUGAAGAAUAACUCCAAGCAGUCUCAGAUUAGCACGGUAUACCAUCGCCAGCAUGGCAACGACCCAGAGCCUGCAUACUCCCUACGAGCCCUUGAUCCUGCUCUGCCGACAUCCAAGAACCGCUACGGUGUCGCUUUAUACGAUCCCUACGUCACCGAUGUUGUCUACGGCGAGGUCGCCGUAAUUCCCGAAUGGACACAACCCAGUCUCUCGGCAGAUACGAUUCGUGCAAACGGCGGCGUACCUCCUCCUCCAGAACCCAUACUCCCGACCACUUUCACGAUUCAGCUCUACAACCCAGACCAGGAAAUCACAGUGAAAUACCAGGCGAAAACGUGGAACCGCCCCGCACGAUGGGAAUUCGAAAUGCCCCAAAACACAUUCCGGGUCCCAUCUGGUUCGUCGCUGGAUCAGAUGCAGAGUGAUCCCGCAACAGCGGACGUGACUGAGAAGCUGCGGUUCAGCUGGCGUAAGGAUGGCAAGCUCUCCAAGGACCUGACCUGCCUGCUGCAUGGAAAGACUUCGACCAUUCCCGAUUCACGUACAAAGAGCCGCGAACCGGAUAUCACAGUUGCCCUGUUCCAGGGUCUUAAAGAACUGACUUUAUACGAACCGAACCUAUAUCGAGUGGAGAUGGAGGACUUCAAAGGAUUAGAGGUCGUGCUCCUCUUAGCGACUGUUGCUAUAAAAGACAUCUUCUUUGGUCCUGCAAAGGAAGCUUUCCACAUCACCCCUGCUGAACCAAACCAAAUCGCCCGCAAGCCAGCCGCUGCGGCGAUCCCAGUCAGCAACACGCAGCCGGUACAAAGGAGUCAAGCGGCCACGCCCGGUCCUUCUGGAGGGAGCAGACCAUCUCCUCCUCGUCUCAGCAUUCCAAACUCGAAAUCUCCAGCGCCGCAGGAUCGGCGCCGACAAGACGACCUCGCGCGACAGGAAGAACAGCGACGAGCGCAGGAAGUCGCCGUAGCCCAACGACGUCGGGACGCAGAGGUCGAUAAAGAGACCAAGCGCCUUCAACAGAUCUACGGCAGAGAAGAAGAAGCAGCCCGCAGACAACGGACACCCGCACCCUCAGCCCGACCUCACUUCCCACCCCGACACACCACUCCCAACCAACCCUAUGCCCACCAAUACUCCCAAUCCUCCGUUCAACUCUCCCAUCCACCCCAUCCACCCCGUAACCCCCGCCCUCAUUCCCACUACCCACCCCAAGGCGCACCCGUCCCCUCACAUUCCAACAAGCCUUACCUCCACGCACCAGGUCGCAUGGACCCCCGCGCUCAAUCGUCCACACACCUGAUGCAGUCACGCCCACCACCCGGCCCCCAGCCGCGCCCCGUGUCGACGGUUGGUUUCUAUGCCCAGCCUACUAGCAGUGGUGCCCUUCCCGUCUCCAGACCGGCACCGAAAAUUCAGCAGAAAAAGAGUAGUUUCUUCGGCUUUAAGCGCAAGGAGGAAACUGCUACUACCAAGUUGGAGAAAAAGCGGAGUUCUAUGUUUUGA